This is a messenger RNA of Etheostoma spectabile (orangethroat darter), 1286 nucleotides long. Its product is annotated as GTPase IMAP family member 4. The record is from RefSeq and is a predicted model, not a curated record. Gene Ontology annotation, molecular function: GTP binding. Bases 207 to 1085 code for a protein of 292 amino acids. The transcript has 3 exons. NCBI's taxonomy places the organism in Eukaryota, Metazoa, Chordata, Actinopteri, Perciformes, Percidae.
GCUAUCUAAGCUUUCUGAACUUUGGAGUUUCGCUUUCUGCGAAACUCCUGAUGUGGAGAUGGAGAAAUAAAGGGAGGGAGGGAGGGAGGGAGGGAUGGAGUUAUAACUACAGCACACAGAAGUGCAGAUGUACUGUGAUCUGAAAAAGAGACCAAUUUUGUUGUUCAAAGGAAGGCUUGACUUGUGUUGUUUUUUUCUGCAACAAGAUGGGUUUAAACUCAACUGAAGACUCUUCCAUUGCUCCAAUUGUCAAAGAGCUGAGGAUUGUCCUGCUGGGGAAGACUGGAUCAGGAAAGAGUGCAACAGGGAACACCAUCCUGGGACGACAAGCUUUUACCUCAGAGAUAUCUCCGUCUUCUGUAACAGAGACAUGUCAAAAAGAAACUGCCCACUUUGAUAAAAGAACCGUGAGUGUGGUCGACACCCCUGGUGUCUUCGACACAUCGUCAAAGGAAGACGUUGAAAAAAAAGACCAGUUGAAAAAUGAAAUAGAGAAAUCUAUCACACUGGCUGACCCAGGACCCCACAUACUCCUGCUAGUGAUCAGAUUGGAUGUACGGUUCACAGAUGAGGAGAAGAAGGCCGUUGAAUGGGUCAAGGACAACUUUGGUGAAGAAGCUUUCAGUUAUACACUGGUGCUUUUCUCUAGAGGAGAUGUGUUAAUAGAGCAGUCCAUUGAGCAGUACUUAGACAAAAGUCCUCAACUCAGUGAGUUUAUCAAAUCCUGUAAACAUGGGUGCAUUGUGUUUGACAACACGUGCAUAACAAAUCGCACUCAGGUGGCUGAUCUUUUUGAAAAGAUAGACAAGACAGUGCAGUUAAAUGGUAGCCAUUAUACCAGAAGUAUGUACGAAGAGGCCCAGAGAAAGAAGAAUUUGAAGGAAUGGUGGAGCAAGUGGGGAGACACUAUGAACACUGUAGGUAAUCAGUUGCUUGUGGCAGGAGUAGUCGCAGCUGCAGUUAACGCCCCUGCAGCUGCUGGUGUUGUUGCGGCGGCUACAUCCAUGAGACCGAUUUUAAUAGUUGCAGGUGCUGGGAUUUCUAAAGCCAUCGGGAGGUGGAUGAAACCUAAAACAAACAGUUGAGUAAAGCCAUGGUCCUUUGAGCAAACUUGUUAAGUAAUUCCGUUAUUUUUUUCUUUUGACACAUUUAUUUUUUGGCAAGAUGUUAUUACAUUUCAUCAAUGUACAUUCAUACAUAGUAAUCACAAUUAAACUUAUUUGAACAAUGAAGGAAUCCUUUGAUACUAAAUUUUUUAAAUGUUGAUGUACACUUAUCCUGAAUUU